CACCAAUUAUUUAUUUUGCGCCGACCUGAUAAAUACGGCAUUUCUACUUGCACAACAUGGAAUAAUCUUAGUUAUUACAUCAUGGCUGCAAUUCUAAUACCAUCCGAACCUCCGAAUACCUCCACAAUUAAUUCUAUCCCAUACACGCGGCUACAUAUUACACCUUUGGACGAAUCGCUACUCGGCGUGGUUGUCCCCUCCUCUGUCUUACCUCGAGCACGAAAUAUUUCAUACCAUACCAUAGAAACAUUCCCCGAAAAGCGAUACGGUUUCGUUGAGCUUCCUACCGCGGACGCUGAUAAGCUAAAAACGAAGCUCAACGGAGCUGUAUUAAGAGGAGCCAAGAUGCGCAUCGAGAAGGCUAGACCGGAAUCCAUUCCGGAACCCAGAGGCGAUGCGGAUGCCACAGAAACUAGGAAAGAGAAGAAGAAAUCAAAGAAGAGGAAGCGCGAGAUUGAUGUCACGCCUGGUGUUGAACUCGAGGGUCGCAAGGUCAAGCGCGGAUGGACAACAUCGGAACGCGAGAUGAUUGAUGAGAAACGAAAGAAGUCCAAGAAGGAUAAGAAAUCGAAAGAUAAAGAUGCAAAGAAGAAGAAAAAGGAGAAAAAGAGGGAAGUAAAAUCAAAGUAUACGGAUGGUCCUGAAUGUUUAUUCAAGACUAAGCUCCCUGAUGUUGGCUCAUCAUCGAAAGACAAUGAGGAGGCCACAGAACACAAGAAAAAGAAGCGAAAGAGUGAUCGCGAGGUGGUUGUACAUGAGUUUGAGAAAACGACGAAGCACCCCUCGUUUCUUAAAGCGAAUGUUGAGAAGGUCAACUCGGGAGCUACAACUUAUGAGGAUGGUGUUGGUUGGGUGGAUGAGAAUGGAACUAUUGUCGAACCCAUAGUCAGCAAGCGACCGCGUAACGUCACUUCGAAACUGACCAAGACGACUAAGACGAAGUCAAAAGUAGCCGAGCCUGCACCCCCAGCAGAGGAAGACGACGAUACAAGCAGUAGUGGUUCUUCGUCCGAAGAUUCAGAAGAUGAUAGCGUUUCUGACGGGAAUGCUGACAGUUCGGAUGAAGAAGAGACGAAAAUGAAACCACCCCCCAAAGAACUCAAGCUAGAAACCCAAGUAUUAACAAGUCCUGUGUCAAUCAUGAAGCCAGACUCCGCAAGACCGAAAUCAUCCAGUUCAAUCACCAGUCUCACUAUCAAGAUACCACCCGUUACACCUUCUGCGACAAAAGUGCACCCUCUUGAAGCAUUAUAUAAGAAACCUAAAGGAGACACAAGUACGCCCGGCGGAACUACGAAAGAAGCUGAACCGUUUAGUUUCUUCGACGAAGAGGAUGAUGAUAUCGAGGAAGAUGACAAUACUACUAUGGGACCACCAAGCCAACCUCCCAUGACUCCUUUCACUAAGCAGGACUUCGAGUUUAGGAACUUACGUAGUGCUGCCCCGACGCCGGAUACGGCACAUCCCGGUCGGACUUUCAAUCUCUGGCCUAGACAUGGUUCGGCAGAUGAUAGAACGGAUGGUGAAGAUGACGAUGACGAAGAAGAGAACGGGAAUGAUGGAGAUACCACUAUGACUGGUACUAAUAACGAGGUGGUAACCGAUGGCGAUAAGCAAACUCCUAUCAGUGAUUUCCAGAAGCAAUUCUGGGAAAGCCGAGGCGAUUUAAAUCGUUCGUGGAGGAAACGAAGAAAGGCUGCUUCGAAGGAGAAACGAUAUAGGGAAAACCGUUCUCGCGCAGAACGAGCUAUUUAGAAUCAAGCAAUUCUCAACAAGUCACAACAUUUGUUCAGUGCACUAAUUAGCUACCUGGGUACUGAGGCAUUUAAG
Messenger RNA from Hypoxylon trugodes, 1830 nucleotides. RefSeq lists its product as uncharacterized. Lineage: Eukaryota; Fungi; Ascomycota; Sordariomycetes; Xylariales; Hypoxylaceae. The coding region runs from base 82 to 1755 and encodes 557 amino acids. The transcript has a single exon. The record is from RefSeq and is a predicted model, not a curated record.